This is a messenger RNA of Pseudomassariella vexata, 765 nucleotides long. RefSeq lists its product as uncharacterized. NCBI's taxonomy places the organism in Eukaryota, Fungi, Ascomycota, Sordariomycetes, Amphisphaeriales, Pseudomassariaceae. The record is from RefSeq and is a predicted model, not a curated record. The annotation marks the transcript as partial. The transcript has a single exon.
CAAUGGGAUGGAACGGUCGGCAAAGCUGCGCUGGGCAAGACGGGUCGCGUCAUCAACAAGCUAGUUACGGAGAACGAGGCCCUGAAGCGCGACAUCAAAAUAGAAAGAAUGAAGUCGGAAGAAUCCAAGCAAGCGGCCAAACUAAUGGAGGACAAGAUGGAACGCAUGGUAUCAGAUUACGAGUCUCGCCUACUGGAAGCCAAUGUGACCAAGACCCUCCUCAGUCGAAAAGAGCGACAAGUCGAACAUUUGCAAGCAACGGUUGAGCUGGAAAAGAAACGAACGGCUGAAGCAUUGGAGAGAGAGCGUACUUGGCGCGAGGAGAUGGAGAAGAGUCGGAGAGAUGCCGGCGAACAAGUGGAAGAAGCCAAAACACAUGCUGCGCUUAUGGAAGGACGAUAUAAUGCCAUUGCGUCGCACUGGCAGGAUCAAGGGAACGAAGUGAAGCGGGCCACUGCUAGCGUACGCGCUAAGAUCGCGUCCUUGGUUGCGGAAAGACAGAGCGACGACGCUAAGAUCAACACUCUAAGGGAACUCUGCGACCAACAAGAGUCCAACAUCCGUGAUUUGAAGAGGCAGAAGGACGACAUUGGACAGCAGUUCGAAAACUACAAACGAGAGCAAGAGGAUGCGCUGCGAUAUAUUAAGACCAAGGCUGACGAAAGGGAAACGCUCCAAGAACGCACCCUUGCCGAAUCGCAGAAAGUGCUGGGCGAAUUGAAAUGGGCCCUGAACGUCAACAAGAACGUUCCAGGCGCAAGGUGA